This is a messenger RNA of Pygocentrus nattereri (red-bellied piranha), 4756 nucleotides long. RefSeq names its product tyrosine-protein kinase receptor UFO. The transcript has 20 exons. Gene Ontology annotation, biological process: positive regulation of kinase activity; cell surface receptor protein tyrosine kinase signaling pathway; protein phosphorylation. Gene Ontology annotation, cellular component: signaling receptor complex. Gene Ontology annotation, molecular function: transmembrane receptor protein tyrosine kinase activity; ATP binding; protein binding. Lineage: Eukaryota; Metazoa; Chordata; Actinopteri; Characiformes; Serrasalmidae. The record is from RefSeq and is a predicted model, not a curated record. The coding region runs from base 445 to 3186 and encodes 913 amino acids.
GAGAGAGGAGAGGGCAGAGGGGGCCUUGUCGCUGAGGUUGAGGGGGUUCUCAGCUCCAGAAAGAACUUUUUAUGUACAACUUUGGCUGGAAAACUUUAGCCUCGCGCUUCAGAAAGGACACAUCUGGAAGGCUGGGAGGCUGUUUUCACACUUCUUGGAUGUUCUUCUCGUGGACCUUUGGAAGAUAGUGGGUUCCCCUCAGCUGUAAAAGAAGAACCAGCGAGUUGUGUUUGGCUUUUUUUCCCUUCUCGACACCUAAAAAACAAGAACUCGGCGCCCGAGAAGAGAGGCUCGCGCGUCUGCCCCAAAACUUCAUCCCAAACUUUUCCUUCUGCAGCUGUUUGUUGUCGUGGAAGCGAUGCGGUGACGCUGAGUCAUCGGAGAAACACAGUGCGACUCGAGCGAACGAGAAAGUCUUGAAGUUCUCACAGCAAGUCGAGAAGGAUGAAGAUCUCCGACCUCCCGCUGCUCGUUCUCCUCCUGGCCCCCGCGCUCGCGCUCACGGCCGGUCAGAGUUUGUCAGGGUUGCGCUUCAUCCAGAGUCCAGGGAAUGUGACCUCGUCGCUGGGGAAGCCGGUUGACGUCCAGUGCAUCCUGCAGGGCGAUGGAGGCGACGAGGGCCCACCUGACAUCCUGUGGCUCAGAGAGGAUCAGUUGUUGGAGUUCGCCGACACCAACCAGAUGCAGGUGCCCUACAAUGAGGACACCUGGCUGGUCAUCAGCACGCUCCGGAUUGAAGGGGUCCAGCUGUCGGACAUGGGCGCCUACCGCUGUGCAGUGGUCAUAGAGGAAGAGGAGCUGGUGUCUGUUGAAGGGCACAUCCAAUUAGAGGGUCUCCCUCAUUUCUCAGUGGAGCCUCGCCCCAUGUCUGUACUGGCGAAUAAAGGCCUGAGCCUGCAGUGUGUUGCCCAUGGCCCCCCUGAGCCCGUAAGGGUCAUCUGGCUUCAGGACGGAGCCCCUCUCAACGUGCUGAGCGACCCUGUGGCCCUGUCUCCAUCGACCCUCAACAUCACAGGACUGAACAAAACCAGCUCGUUCUCCUGCGAGGCUCAUAACCGCAAAGGUGUGGCAUCGUCCGGCUCUGGAGUCGUAACCGUGCUCCCUGCUCAGCCGCAGGACGUUACGGUUAUUGAGGUCACAAACUCCAGCAUCCGUCUGUCCUGGACUCCAGGCUUUGCAGGAGUUUACCCCAUCACUCUCUGCACAGUUCAGGUCAGACCAUCAGGAGAGGACUUGAAUCCAGAUCAUGUGAUCCACAACCAGAACGUUAAUGUCCCACCUGCCACCCACCUGGUCUCUGACCUGACGCCCUUCAGCCAGUAUGACGUGAGAGUGGCCUGCCGGAGCAGCGAAGGUGUUUCUGACUGGACGUCGUGGGCGACAGUCAGCACCAGUGAAGGAGUUCCAGAUGGCGCACCGGUGAACUUGACCGCAGUGCUGAACAGGACGGAGGUGCUGAUUAGGUGGGCCGAACCUGCGGGCAGGAUCAAUGGAGAGCUGCAGGGCUACAGGAUCGAGUACAGCACAAUUAAUAUGGAGCAGGUUGUGCUGGAUGUUGGAAUGGACACUGAGGUUUUCGUCAAUGUGUCCAAUACUUCAUCAAACAUCUCCUUCAGGGUGUGCGCUUACACAGGAGCGGGACACGGACCCUGGACCCCCAUCCAAACGCUCUCUUUGGUCACGGCGGAAUUCGACAAGAUCAAACUUGCUAGUGUCAUCUCUCAGCCAAAGUUCUCCUGGCACUGGUGGUAUGUGGUCAUGGCCAUAACUGUAGCCAUCGCUUUGGCAGUGCUGAUGGCGGUGUACGUGGCCAAACUGCGGCGGAAGGAGACGCGCUUCGGUGAGGCGUUUGAGCCCAUGAUGGAGAGCGGGGAGCUGGUGGUGAGGUAUCGAGCUCGCCGCACCUACAGCCGUCGCACCACCGAAGCCACACUGAACUCUCUGGGUAUCAGCGACGAGCUCAAGCAGAAGCUUCAGGACGUGAUGGUGGACAGACACAAACUAACGCUGGGAAAGACUCUCGGAGAGGGCGAGUUCGGCUCUGUGAUGGAAGGCCUGUUGACUCAGGAGGAUUCCGUUCUUAAAGUGGCUGUAAAGACAAUGAAGAUUGCUAUCUGCACCCGCACUGAGAUGGAGGACUUUCUCAGAGAGGCAGCGUGCAUGAAGGAGUUUGACCACCAGAACGUCAUGAGGCUACUAGGAGUGUGUCUGCAGACAGUAGAGAGUGAAGGUUAUCCGUCUCCUGUGGUGAUUCUUCCCUACAUGAAACACGGCGACCUGCACAGCUACCUGCUCUACUCCCGACUCGGAGACUGUCCUGUAUACCUGCCGUCUCAGAUGCUGGUGAAGUUCAUGACGGACAUUGCGAGAGGAAUGGAGUAUCUUAGCGGCAAGAACUUCAUUCACAGAGACUUGGCUGCACGCAACUGCAUGCUGAACGAGAACAUGAAUGUCUGUGUUGCUGACUUUGGCCUGUCUAAGAAGAUCUAUAACGGAGACUACUACAGACAGGGCCGCAUCUCAAAGAUGCCCGUCAAAUGGAUCGCAAUCGAGAGUCUGGCAGACAGAGUUUACACCACCAAGAGUGACGUGUGGUCGUUCGGGGUGACUAUGUGGGAGAUAGCCACGCGUGGUCAGACUCCGUACCCCGGCGUGGAGAACAGUGAGAUCUACGAUUACCUGAGACAGGGCAACCGCCUCAAACAGCCGCCCGACUGCCUGGACAGCAUAUAUUCCCUGAUGUUCUCCUGCUGGUUACUGAGCCCUAAAGACCGUCCGAGCUUCGAGGUCCUGCGCUGCGAGCUGGAGAAGGCCCUGGACGAGCUGCCAGACCCCCAGGACCCUGAUGAGAUCCUUUACGUCAACAUGGAGGAGUCUUCAGGCGAGCUGGGGGCCGUGGGUGGCCGGGAUCCCAUCAUGGUGGGCCCCUGUCCUCUGGGCGCCCUGAAGGGCACAGACUCGGUGGCCACCGUGGAGAUCCACCCUCCGGGCCGUUACGUCAUCUGCCCUCAGCAUGAAAGCCAGCGCCUUCUCAGCGCUGAGUCCUUAGAGAGCCUGAACCUCGCAGGCUCCGCCCCCACGCUGCUGCUACAGCCGUCCUCUCACUCCACCCCUGUCCCCUCAGCCGACAUCCAGCCGCAGGACGAGAGAGAGGGGCCAGGGGGCAAGAGAUUACCCUGGCACUGAUGCUAGAACUGACUCACAGAGACUACAAAUCCAUUUUGGCGCUGUACUGCCUCAUGUGGUGAGAUUAGGUGUUGACCCUCAGUGCCUCCUGCCCUUUGCACAUCCCCUCCGCACAUACGCGGAACCACAAACACGCUUCCCCUGACAUUCCAUGGCUUAUUUGAGAGAUUUGUAUAUUACAGACCAAACUUUUUUACUCAUAUAUGACUUUUUACUUCUAUAGUAUAGUUUUGUAAUUAUCACACACACUUUAAAAGGGUUCUUCAAAGGGUUCUUUAGUAAAGAAAAUGGUUCUACAUAGAACACUAUGAACCAUUUGCAUGAUUAGAGCAUUCAUUGCAUGGUGAGAUGGUUCCUCAGAUUGACAGAGAAUGUGCUGUAUCUGGAUCUAAAUAGAAUCUUUUUGUAAAUGCACUAAAAUGGUUCUUAUACUGUUACAAGCUUGACAUUGAAAUAACAUUAGAGCCCUUUUUGGUGCUGUAUAGAACCAUAUACAGUACAUUCACUCAGUCUGAAGAAUUAUUUCGCCAUGAAAAGGACUAUUUAAGCAUGCAAAGGGUUCUUUGAGUGUUCAUGGUUCUAUAUAGAACUGUUUUCUUUAACAAACCCUUGAAGAACCAUUUUUAGUCCAGUUGUAUAUUUGCCCUGUACAUUAGGUAUUAGGUUCACGCUCACCAACAAUGGUAUGGUAUAUAGUGAACAACAGGGAAUUGAAAAUCGGCAUCCUUUCCGUGUUUGUGCGGUACAGCCCCACCCUCAUCGGCUCUGACCACUCCUCCUCUUUAUGCUGGCAGAGUGCACAAUGACUGAAUUUGACAUCGUUUGUAAUUAUUCAUAUUCAUAAGUGCUGAAUAGUUGUAGAUUGACUGUAUAAAUGUUUCCUUGACUUACAUGACUGGGGACAGGGUCAGCAAAUGUACUGCAGCCACCCACUAGGGGGUGUCCAAGACAUUUUGGCUUCACUUUUCAACUGCUGUCCACUCAUAUGACCACAAUCAGGUCUAUAGAUGCAUUCAGGUCCAGUGUAUUAAGUCAGGUCCAUGCACAUCAGACAAGCUAGCACGAUGCCAGUCUACAUUACCACACAUGAAUCACACAUUCACAAUGAACUCAGGUGGUACUAACUCUCAGCCAAUCAAUGAUAAUGUAACUAAUGUAACCAGCAUAUCACUGCCACUCUAGAAAGGAAUCAGAGCAUCUGUGGCCUAGAUUCUCCCCUUUGAAGACUGGGGGGGGUUUGACUUUGUAGUACUGUCUUAGUAAGUAAAGUUGGAGGUUUUAUCGCCUGCUCUCUCAAGACUGCUCAGUCCAACAUAUCCGUCCACAAACUUGAAGCACUUCUGUUUAAUGCGUUAUGGCCAGAUCCUGAUUAUAAGCAAUCUGGCCACUUCCUAUUUCCCUCAUUGUAUCAAAAACAGGACUGUAAAACAACAGAGGCGCCCAUGAGCGAGUCCUCAGUGAAUGGGAGUGAAUAGAGCCCAACGGCUAAAAACGAAAAUUUAAAAUAGUUUCUAAUCACUUUCCUUUAAUUUUAGACAGUAGAAGGAUGUGUUUCACUAAAAAAGCAAAG